AGCCAAUAGCGCUCGGUCACAGACGCCACCAGCAGCCCGUGUCUGUGGGAGGAUCUAACGGCAGCUCUCCUGUCCUGCACGGCCAGUCAAGCACUUCAACAAGCACUGCGCUAAGCAAAAGCGAAACCUUCAGCGCAGUCUCAUUUAAACUUCAGUUUGAUAAAAAGUGAUGGCAGCAAUCCGUAAGAAGCUGGUGAUUGUAGGAGAUGGAGCCUGUGGUAAAACCUGCCUGCUGAUUGUCUUCAGUAAAGACCAGUUUCCUGAGGUUUAUGUGCCCACAGUUUUUGAAAACUACAUCGCUGACAUAGAGGUGGAUGGCAAACAGGUGGAGUUGGCUCUGUGGGACACAGCUGGUCAGGAAGACUAUGAUCGGUUGAGGCCAUUGUCGUAUCCAGACACAGAUGUUAUUCUGAUGUGUUUCUCUAUAGACAGUCCAGAUAGUUUAGAGAAUAUCCCAGAGAAGUGGACACCAGAAGUAAAACAUUUUUGUCCCAAUGUUCCCAUCAUCCUGGUGGGAAAUAAAAAGGACCUGCGAAAUGAUGAACACACACGCAGGGAGCUCAUCAAGAUGAAACAGGAACCUGUAAAACCCGAGGAGGGGCGUGAUAUGGCUAACAGGAUCAGUGCUUUUGGAUAUCUGGAGUGUUCUGCUAAAACUAAGGAGGGAGUGCGGGAGGUGUUUGAGAUGGCCACCAGGGCGGCGCUGCAGGUCCGCAAGCGCAAGAAGAGAAGUGGCUGCCUGCUCUUAUGAGCCUCACUGAUACAAACGCCUCUAUCUAUCUCUAUCUGCUUUCCAACAACUGACACACAACCCCAGGAGAACCUUUAUCCAACUGUCUGCCAUCUCAUACCAUUCACCACAUUUUAAACAAUGGAGGCGUGGAUGACCGAAAAAUAUGUUUAGAGAAACCGAACUGUCAACACCUCUUGAUCAUGAUGUCUUUAUUUCUUUUUUCUUUUCACCAGCAUACCUUCCUUCCUUUUCUAGGAGAAAGACUGACUGAUUAAGUUUGUAUAAAUCUUCUCUGUUUUGCUCUGUAUUCUGAUUUGCAGUUAUUCUAUGCCUCUGAAUAUAAUGUUCAAUGAUCUAAGUUGAAAUCUGAUACAUUUGAAAAAAAAAAAAAAAAUGAAGUAUACAUUUAUCAUUCAUUUUAA
Molecule: messenger RNA, 1155 nt
Organism: Myxocyprinus asiaticus (Chinese sucker)
Lineage: Eukaryota; Metazoa; Chordata; Actinopteri; Cypriniformes; Catostomidae
Product: rho-related GTP-binding protein RhoA-D-like
Exons: 5
Coding region: 170-751 (193 amino acids)
Biological process (GO): small GTPase-mediated signal transduction
Cellular component (GO): neuron projection
Molecular function (GO): GTP binding; GTPase activity
Source: RefSeq, a predicted model, not a curated record